Messenger RNA from Pogonomyrmex barbatus (red harvester ant), 2222 nucleotides. Its product is annotated as transmembrane protein 184C. Lineage: Eukaryota; Metazoa; Arthropoda; Insecta; Hymenoptera; Formicidae. The record is from RefSeq and is a predicted model, not a curated record.
AUGGCUUCAAUCUGCCGGCGAUGGAGAUUAUGGAUAUUACCUGUAUUGACCUGCUUGUACGCAUUGCUUAUUAUUGUACUCGUACCAAUCUUGCUAGUCAAUUCCAUCAAGCAUGGCUUCAAGAAGCAGGAUCAGGGUGCACUGGUGGGUGGCGCUUUUGUUCUACUGGCGUUGCCCAUUGCCUUCUAUGAAAUUGUCCAGCAUAUGAUAUAUUACACACAGCCUAGAUUACAAAAAUAUAUAAUAAGAAUAUUAUGGAUGGUACCCAUCUAUGCAGUGAAUGCUUGGUUAGGUCUGGUGUAUCCUGAAGGCAGCAUAUAUGUGGACAGCUUGAGAGAAUGUUACGAGGCUUAUGUGAUAUAUAAUUUCAUGAUGUAUCUACUGGCCUAUCUGGAUGCUGACCACCAACUGGAGCACAGACUGGAGAUCUCUCCUCAAGUGCACCACAUGUUCCCUCUGUGUUGUCUGCCUGACUGGGAAAUGGGCAGAGAAUUUGUACAUAUGUGCAAGCAUGGAAUUUUACAAUACACAGCUGUCAGGCCUAUAUCAACUUUAGUAUCAUUUAUAUGCGAACUGAAUGGAGUUUAUGGGGAAGGUGAAUUUAAAGGUGACGUCGCUUUUCCAUACAUGAUUGCUCUAAACAAUUUGUCGCAAUUUGUUGCCAUGUACUGUUUGGUACUCUUUUACCGUGCCAAUGUAGAGGCCUUGAAGCCAAUGAAGCCAAUCGGAAAAUUUUUAUGCAUCAAAGCGGUAGUGUUUUUCUCGUUCUUUCAAGGAGUGAUAAUAGCUCUUCUGGUAUAUUUUGACGUCAUAUCGAGUAUUUUUGAUACGGAUGAUUCAGAUGACAUCAGGAAUAUAUCGUCCAAAUUGCAGGAUUUCCUAAUUUGUAUAGAAAUGUUUUUAGCGGCGGUAGCUCAUCAUUAUAGCUUCUCCUACAAACCAUUUGUCAAUUUGGCGCAGGGUCAAGCGUGGUGGGACGCAUUUAGAGCAAUGUGGGAUGUUUCCGAUGUGCAUAAUGACAUAAAGGAGCACUUGGGCGUUGUUGGAUCAUCCUUGAGUCGCAGAAUACGUGGACGCGGUGCAUAUCAGCAGGCUUGGGGAAGCGCGACAGAGCGUACGUCACUUCUGCCUGAGGCCACGAUAGUGAACCAAGCCAGAAGCGCACCUGCCUGCUCGUUUUCAGGCUAUAACACAGCCGAGGCUGGACUAAACAAUAAUCCAUCCAUCGGGGAAUCUGAGGAGGCGAUCGCAAACUCGCUGGAUAGUAGUAAUGCCAUUAAUACGUAGCUAAUAUCUGUAUCCAUUUGCAUGGGAACAGUACUCGAUCGAAUCUGUUGCGAGACUGGUGUACUUUAACGAAAAUUGUUCCUUAGUAUUAAUUCUUAAAAGGAGAAAAAAAUUCAUAUAGUUUUGCAACGGCGUUUUCCAGCGUACAAUUGUACAAAUCAUCAUCAUCAUCACUACAUCACAUAUGUGCAUAUUGCGUUGGAAUAUGUACGUGAUGUCCCGAGACCACUGAAUGUCGCUUGUGAAUCAUGAUCGAUUCGAAGAUGAUUUCUCAACAAAAAAAUUCUAGAUUCUUGUAAAAUCUGAGACUGAAUUAAAAUUCUAUACUCGUUCGAAAUCAAUCGAAAUUGUCGUUCGGUUGAUCUCAUCCAUUUAUUAACACCGAAGUAUUUCGAGUCAAUAAUGCUAAGUAAUUUCUAGAAAAAAGAAGAAAGACGGUAUUCGGUAGUCUCGGGGUAUUCUGUGCGACGCGAUUUAUAUUAAGGAAUUUGAUACGACAAGCGGUGAAUUUUAUGUGGAACGUAUACUCGCUUGCUACGUUCUUACUUUGCGAAAAGACACUCGUGCACUUUAUGUUACCAAAUGAUAUAGUACCAAAUACGAUGUAAAUAACACGUUUAUAUGUAUACAUUUAUGUAGAGAGGAACACGAUCCCGACACGAUAUUUGUACAUACCUCGAACGACCAACGCGUCACGCGCAUUUUACUACACGUCCGACAGAUGUAUCUUAUUUUUUUUUGUCAAUGUAUCGGAACAAAGGCCACACAGAGAUUAACGAGCCGUCCAACUAUCAGCGCUCGAAAUCUACCUAUCUAUUCCUUCUCGCUUUAUAUGUACACACGCGAAAGGUAUAUAUCGCACUCUGUAUACCAAUAAUUUAAAUUUAUUUUAUGAUUACACUAUAUAUCUUGGAAAUAAAGGCUGUGUUUCCAUC